CAUAUUGGAGAGGCCCGCCCCCUCCCAUCGCCCUUUGCUCCGCAUUAGCCGCUGCAUUCCCUUUUAGGAGCCAUGCGACUAUUGCUGCUGUUGGCCCUGAAAGCUUUGUGGGCGAGCUGGUGCCAGGCAACACAGCAUUACCCUGCCUCUUGGGGGCAUUACGAUGUGUGCAAGUCCCAGGUGUACACGGAGGAUGGCCUAGGGUGGCAUUACAUGGCUUGCCAGCCCGAAGCCACUGACAUGACUAAGUAUCUAAGAGUGACCCUGGACCCAGCCAACAUCACCUGUGGAGACCCACCCGAGAUGUACUGUGCCCUCGAGAACCCCUACAUGUGCAAUAACGAAUGCGAUGCUGCCACAGAGGAGCUCGCCCACCCACCAGAGCUGAUGUUCGACUUUGAGGGGCGAAACCCCACCACUUUCUGGCAGUCGACCUCAUGGAAGAAACACCCAAAGCCCCUACAGGUCAACAUCACACUGUCCUGGAACAAAACCAUCGAGCUGACCGACGACAUUGUCAUCACAUUCGAGUCAGGCCGGCCCGAACAGAUGGUUCUGGAAAAGUCAUUGGACUAUGGGCGCACGUGGCAGCCCUACCAGUUCUACGCCACAGACUGCCUGGACGCCUUCACCAUGGAGCCCAAGGCAGUGCACGAGCUGACACAGCACACCCUGUUGGACAUCAUCUGCACAGAGGACUACUCCCGAGGGUAUGUGUGGAAAUACGACAAGACGGUGCGCUUCGAGAUCAAAGACCGCUUCGCGCUCUUUGCCGGCCCGAGACUGCACAACAUGGCCUCUCUGUAUGGGCAACUCGACACCACUAAGAACCUGAGGGACUUCUUCACCCUGACCGACCUCCGGAUUCGGCUGCUACGGCCCGCCACGGGGGCCACUAUGGUGGACGAGAACAACCUCUCUAGAUACUUCUAUGCCAUCUCUGACAUUAAAGUGCAGGGCAGGUGCAAGUGCAAUCUCCAUGCCAAUGCGUGCAUGUUCGAGAAGGGGAAGCUGAGCUGCGAAUGUGAGCACAACACGACGGGGCCGGACUGCUCACGCUGCAAGCGUCACUACCAGGGCCGAGCGUGGAGCAUGGGCUCCUAUCUGCCCAUCCCCAAAGGCACCGCCAACAUCUGUAUUCAGAGCAACCUAGGCACAGCUGUUCGACCAAAUGUUUCAUCUCUUGGAGUUGCAAAUCGAAAUCAAGGUCGAGUGUGUGACAGCGUACUCUUGCGCUGCCAGAAUGGAGGUGUGUGUGAGCAGCAUCAGCGCUGCCGCUGCCCGCCGGCAUUCAGUGGCGUGCUGUGUGAACGUGGCCCGUGCUAUGGCGACCCAUGUGAAGAGCUCCAGUCAGGCCAGGCAGCCCUGCAUCUCGCAACCACCCGCCAGGCUCUGCUGCUGCUGCUGCUCUCUCUCAUCACCUCGCUGACGGCCACCUGGGGCCUCCUCUCACCCUAAAGCGGGUCAUCUCCAGGGGGCUCUCCAUGGGGGAUCUCAGCCCGACAUCCAGCUUGCGGACAAAGGAGGGCAAAGAACAUAUGCUAUAUAUAUAUAUAUAUUUGGCUUGAAACAAAAGAGAGGUUUUCUACUUGAUGUGUCAUCUAAAGUUUGGUGUGGUGGAAGAUGCGUGAAUUGCCGAAAGAACAAAAUAAAAAGGAGAGCACAAAAGAGAUGUUCAGGGGAAAACUCACAGCAACCCAGACAGUGGGGACUGCCAGUCCUGUCUCUGAGAACAUUAGGAAAACAACAAAUGGCCGUAUUGUUGUGAAGCUGUAACGCUGUUUCUGAAGACACACAAACACACACGCACAAACACACAAAAACAUCUCACGAUGAAUCUUUGCAGCAGCAUUCGACUCGUGAUUUACUCCCAAACUGAAAAGGAAAACAGGCAUCAUCAUACCGAGCAGGAGCCUGAGACCAAUUCAGAAAAAAAUAAGCCUUGCUUUACUUCCCAUGCAGGUACAGUCCAUUCUGUGAGUGUGUAAUGAUUUUAAUUUUUACAUGAUGCAGCUUUUUUAAAGGCUCUGUAAAGCCUAUUCAGUGUAUGACUACCAUUUCUCCAUAAUUCCUCAGUGGUAACUCUCAGAAGAAACAAUGAUAACACCAUUAACUGCUGAAAGUAUAAGUGUUUGAAAACAGACAAAGUCUGUCCCUGUGUGGAGGAUUUGCUAAGUGCAAGGGACUAGGGGAUAUCAGCAGGGGCUUAUUCUUUCUUUGGAUUGUAAUCAGGCUCCUCUUGAGGCCCUCACACCCUAGCUCUGCUCAGCGAUCCUUCUUGUCUGCCGCCUGUACUUCUGUGCACUCUGUAAGCCUCACUUCCUGUGUGCUCCAUCGAUACGGGUUCGACUGAUGUUAGGCCAGUUGUCAAAGGCCAGUGUGUCUGUUAAGCACGCAGCCAUUUCUUGUUCCAGCCACCAAAGUAGUGCGAAGAAAGUCACAUGUUUAAUUUUUCAUGUAAAGAAAUAUUUUCAUGACAGAGGAAUUUGAAAAACAGCAGUGAACAGUAUGCGGCCUUCUCAUAUUAAUCCUUGUAUUAUAAGCUCUGGAAAUGAAGUUUUAAUAUAACGCUUUAAUAUCGGCUUGGUUGUACAUUUCCGAUGUAUUACCAACCUGCCGCUGAAAGACAUACCAUUAAUUUGCAUAUUCACAAACCUACCUACCAUGAGUCAUGGGAGGCCAUUCUCAAGAUGUUGUUUGAAAGCCUGCCACAUUCUAGAAUCACAGACAACAAACUCUACUGCAUUGCACCCUGCAUUGCAUCCUGUAGGUUGUGCUCCACCACCUUUUCAUUCAGAGGUAUUCCAGGCUAUAUGGGCGUGUCCUGUCUUGUCAGUUGUUUGCACUAUGAAAUCAGCACUGCUGAAAGUAAGAGCUAAGCGAAUAAACAGGCUGCAGUGGUUUCCAGCACAAGUGAUAGAAUUUCUCUGACUUUAUAACUCCAGCCAAAAACCUCCACUGUCUAUGGGAUUUUUACAGGAAUGCAUUCCACCAGUUCUCGUGAUAUCCAGCAAACCUGGCAUACUCAAGCCUGGUUUUAAUGUGCAUCUUCCUGCUUUUGAAACGAGGUUACAGGUAAAGUCAUAACUCACGCAGGGAUUUUUGCACUACUAUUGUACUCUGAAGUCAUAUGACUGAUGGUAAAGAGAAAGGUGUGUGGCGUUCUCUUGGCCUCUUUCCUAAAUAAC
Molecule: messenger RNA, 3188 nt
Organism: Electrophorus electricus (electric eel)
Lineage: Eukaryota; Metazoa; Chordata; Actinopteri; Gymnotiformes; Gymnotidae
Gene: ntng1b
Product: netrin g1b
Biological process (GO): tissue development; animal organ morphogenesis; axonogenesis
Source: RefSeq, a predicted model, not a curated record